Messenger RNA from Scylla paramamosain (green mud crab), 4446 nucleotides. RefSeq names its product gastrula zinc finger protein XlCGF57.1-like. The record is from RefSeq and is a predicted model, not a curated record. Lineage: Eukaryota; Metazoa; Arthropoda; Malacostraca; Decapoda; Portunidae. Gene Ontology annotation, molecular function: RNA polymerase II cis-regulatory region sequence-specific DNA binding; DNA-binding transcription factor activity, RNA polymerase II-specific. Gene Ontology annotation, biological process: regulation of transcription by RNA polymerase II. The transcript has 4 exons. Bases 2272 to 3369 code for a protein of 365 amino acids.
UACGAGAUAUACAAGAAUGGAGUGGAAGAUGUGAUUGAUAGUUGAAACAGGCACAAGUAUACAAGUGUUUAGGAAUGUGGGUGAGUCCGAACGGGUGUGAAAAGGCAAAGAAUGGAAAGAGGAGGUCGACUGGUAAGCGCAGGAAGGAUGAGCGAGUAAGUGUAACAUGGUGAGGGAAGUGUGGAAGAGUGUGGCUGUGCCGAGUAUAAUGUAUGGUAUGAGUGUGAUUGCUUGGAACAAAAGUGAAAUUGAUAAGUUAGAAGUGGGGCAGAAUAGAGUAGCAAGGAUGGCACUGAGUGCACCGAGGUACUGUAGACAGAAGUGAAAUGUGUGGGACUGAAUUAAUGGAAGAACAAGAUGGAAGGAAAGAGCUCCGUGGAAUGGUACAAGGAGAAAGAGGCCCCGAUGUAUGAAAGGUGGUAUGAGGGAAGCCUGGAUGGUGAUCUCUUCCCAGCGAGGCCACAGUGUAUGGAUGUGAAUGCAAGGAAUUACAGAUGGUCUGAGUCCCGCAGCAAAGUGUGCCAGAUGUGUGACACGGGAGAGGAUGGGACGGUGUUUGUGGUGCUGGAUGAUGCAAGUGAUUCUGACUGAGUUAGGGCGUAAUAUGAAUGAAAGAGUGGAGAAGACAGAAAGGGAGUGAAUGGUGGUGCUGCUGAGACUGUCUGGAGAAACCAAUGAAAGGAUGAUUGAGGCUGUGGAGGAGUUUCUAGAGAGAAUGUGGCGUGUCAGAUGCAGGGACAAUUAAUUUCUGUUUGUUUUUUAUGUUUUUUUUUUUCUACGAGUUGCCGAUCCAAAGGCAUGGCUGAGGAGCAUGGAGCUAUAAUAUACAUCAAUGCCCGGGAGUGAUCCCGAGCCCGGUCCUGUAGUGACAUUAUCAAGAUCAAGAUCACUGGCGCCAAAAGUCCCUGUUUAUGGUCACUGGUGGAGGGAUCAGAGGCGGCGUCCGCGUGGUGCUGUGGUCAGUGGUCACGGCCCGCCGAGUGUGCGGCAGAUUGCGCCUAUGUUUGAGCUGGCCUGGGUCACCUGUGGCCACCUGGUCACCUGUCUACUCUGUGUCUGGUGGAGGGAACAGAGGCGGCGUCCCCGUGGUGCUGUGGUCAGUGGUCAGGGCCCGCCGAGUUUGCGGCAGAUUGCGCCUGUGUUUGAGCUGGCCUGGGUCACCUGUAGCCACCUGGCGGAGUGGCGGUGCCUCCCUGGCCUCACCUGAGGGCGUGCAGCAGGACAGCAGUGGUGAGAGAGCAAGACCCAACCAGCAAAUUCCCCAUCCAUUCUGCCCCAGAGACCCUCAGGUCAGUGGCCAGCAAGUCCUCCCGCCCAUUCUGCUCCAGAGCCCCUCAGCAGGACAUCAGUGGUGAGAGACAAAAAGACCCGACCAGCAAGCCCUCCCAUCCAUUCUGCCCCAGAGUCCAUCAGGUUAUUGGCCGGCAUGUCCUCCUGUCCAUUCUACCCCAGAGCCCCUCAGGUGCCAGAUUGGCAUCCAGUGGCGGGACUCCCUCUGUGCAUCCUCGGUGCAGCCCCAGUGUUCCUGCAGAACUGACCACUACCAAGAACAGUGUUGCAAUGGAGGAUGUGAUGCCAGGCAGCAGCAGUAGCAGCAGUAUGAACAGAUGGGAGCAGUUGCUCUUCUAGACAGGGUGGAAUCAAAAGCUUUUCGUCUCAUCAACUCCUCUCCUCUCAGUGACUUUCUUCAGCCUCUCUCUCACUGCCGCAGUGUUGCAUAUCUAGCUGUCUUCUACCGCUAUUUUCAUGCUAACUGCUCUUCUGAUCUUGCUAACUGCAUGCCUCCUCUCCUCCUGCUAACUCUGUACAGGGGCCUUUUCCGUCCAUGUAUGGAGUAUGCUUCACAUGUCUGGGGGGGUUCCACUCAUACUGCUCUUCUAGACAGGGUGGAAUCAAAAGCUUUUCGUCUAAUCAACUCCUCUCCUCUAACUGACGGUCUUCAGCCUCUCUCUCACCGCCACAAUGUUGCAUAUCUAGCUGUCUUCUACUGCUAUUUUCAUGUUAACUGCUCUUCUGAUCUUGCUAACUGCAUGCCUCCCCUCCUCCCGCGGCCUUGCUGCACAAGACUUUCUUCUUUCUCUCACCCCUAUUCUGUCCACCUCUCUAACACAAGAGUUAACCAGUAUUCUCAAUCAUUCAUCCCUUUCUCUGGUAAACUCUGGAACUCCCUGCCUGCUUCUGUAUUUCCACCUUCCUAUGACUUGAAUUCCUUCAAGAGGGAGGUUUCAAGACACUUAUUCAUCAAUUUUUGACCACUGCUUUGACCCUUUUAUGGGACUGGCAUUUCAGUGGGCAUAUUUUUUAUUGGAUUUUUGUUGCCCUUGGCCAGUGUCCUUCCUACAUAAAAAAAUAAAAAUAAAAAACCACAAGUGUGACCACUGCAGGAAGACAUUUGCCCAGAAGAGUCAUCUUGCCUCACACAUCCUCACCCACACUGGGGAGAGAAUCUUCCAGUCCCUGGAGUGUGGGAAAAGAUUUACCAGGAAGGGUUCCCUUGACAGACACAUUCUCACCCACACUGGGGAGAGAAAGUUCCAGUGCCUGGAGUGUGGGAAAAGAUUUACCAUGAAGGAUUCCCUUGACAGACACAUUCUCACCCACACUGGGGAGAGAAAGUUCCAGUGCCUGGAGUGUGGGAAAAGAUUUACCAGGAAGGGUUCCCUUGACAGACACAUUCUCACCCACACUGGGGAGAGAAAGUUCCAGUGCCUGGAGUGUGGGAAAAGAUUUACUCGGAAAGGUCAUCUUGACACACACAUCCUCACCCACACUGGGGAGAGAAAGUUCCAGUGCCUGGAGUGUGGGAAAAGAUUUAUCCAUAAAGGUGAUCUUAACAAACACACCCUCACCCACACUGGGGAGAGAAAGUUCCAGUGCCUGGAGUGUGGGAAAAGAUUUAUCCAUAAAGGUGAUCUUAACAAACACAUCCUCACCCACACUGGGGAGAGAAAGUUCCAGUGCCUGGAGUGUGGGAAAAGAUUUACUCUGAAAGGUCAUCUUGACACACACAUCCUCACCCACACUGGGGAGAAAAAGUUCCAGUGCCUGGAGUGUGGGAAAAGAUUUACUCUGAAAGGUCAUCUUGACACACACAUCCUCACCCACACUGGGGAGAAAAAGUUCCAGUGCCUGGAGUGUGGGAAAAGAUUUACCAGGAAGGGUUCCCUUGACAGACACAUCCUCACCCACACUGGAGAGAGAAAGUUCCAGUGCCUGGAGUGUGGGAAAAGAUUUACCAGGAAGGGUUCCCUUGACAGACACAUCCUCACCCACACUGGGAAGAGAAAGUUCCAGUGCCUGAAGUGUGGGAAAAGACUUACCCAUAAAGGCAGUCUUGACAGACACACCCUCACCCACACUGGGAGAUAGUAAAGUGGCCGUCUUCUACAACAAGGACAUUCCAGCAGGGAGACACACACACAAGGUGGGGGAACAAAACCUGAUAUUGUUAUCUGGAACAAAGAAGAGAAAACAGCCAAAAUGAUAGAUGUUGCAGUCCCCAGUGACUAAGGCCUCAGUAGAGCUGAAAGGAAAAAAAUUACAAAAUAUCAAGACCUAAGAAAUGACCCACGAACAACGUGGUCACUGACGGACGUCGGUAUAACACCAGUGGUGGUGGCGGCGACAGGGCUGAUGAAGAAAAACCCGGAGAGCUGCCCUGAGGCAAUCCCUGGUCCCCCAAGUGCCCACGAGGUACAAACAGCUGCGGUCAAGGGAACAGUUGCUGUCCUGAAGAGAGCCCUCAGAUACACUGCUAACACUGCUUAGGGUGUAACUUUAGACCCCAGGCUUGGGGCCCAUUGCACUCACCAAACAAUGAAACAAGAAAAUGCAGAAAACAGGGAGAGAAAGUUCCCAGGCCUGCAGUGUGGGAAAAGAUUUGCCCUGGCAAUACCAGUGGUGACUUGUGGGUGUCGUGUGGUGACUGGCCACAUUACUGCCACAAACCAGCUGGCAAUACCAGUGGUGACUUGUGGGUGUGGUGUGGUGACUGGCCACAACAUUACUGCCACAAACCAGCUGGCAAUACCAGUGGUGACUUGUGGGUGUGGUGUGGUGACUGGCCACAAAAUUACUGCCACAAACCAGCUGGCAAUACCAGUGGUGACUUGUGGGUGUGGUGUGGUGACUGGCCACAACAUUACUGCCACAAACCAGCUGGCAAUACCAGUGGUGACUUGUGGGUCUGGUGUGGUGACUGGCCAAAAGGUUUAUCCUGCAAUGUAAUGUUGACAAACAUCCUCACCCACACUGUGGUAAGGAAGUACAGGUGUGGUGUUUGUGGCAGUGUUUGUGUAGCAAGAGUGGUGUUGCCAGACACAUCCAAACACACCUGUGGGGGAUGAGGUGUUGUGGUUGUGGUGGUGGUGUGUGAGGGACUUGGAGUGACUAGUGUUUGUGUUUUGUUACUUUGUACUCAAGUGUUGGAAUAAACUUUUGUUGCUA